Molecule: messenger RNA, 1735 nt
Organism: Acomys russatus (golden spiny mouse)
Lineage: Eukaryota; Metazoa; Chordata; Mammalia; Rodentia; Muridae
Gene: Lix1l
Product: limb and CNS expressed 1 like
Exons: 6
Coding region: 81-1094 (337 amino acids)
Biological process (GO): autophagosome maturation
Cellular component (GO): cytoplasm
Source: RefSeq, a predicted model, not a curated record
GCUCUGGCUCACAGAGGUGGCUGGGACCGUUAGCUCGCCAGGCUGGAAGGCUCGGGGGCCCAGCUCCGCCAGCAGCCGGGAUGGAGACGAUGCGAGCGCAGCGGCUGCAGCCCGGCGUCGGUGUCGGCGGGAGAGGCACUCUGCGAGCCCUGCGGCCGGGGGUGACCGGAGCCCCGACUAGCGCCGCCACACCCCCCGCGGGCCCGCCGCCCGCCCCGCCGCCGCCCGCCCCGCCCCCGCCGCCGCUGCUCCUGGCUGGGGCCCCCGGGCUGCCCCUGCCCCCCGGCGCCGCGGGGAGCCCUGCGGUGCUGCGCGAGGCGGUGGAGGCGGUGGUGAGGAGCUUCGCCAAGCACACGCAAGGCUACGGCCGAGUGAAUGUGGUGGAGGCCCUGCAGGAAUUCUGGCAGAUGAAGCAAUCCCGGGGCGCUGACCUAAAGAACGGGGCUCUGGUGGUGUAUGAGAUGGUUCCCUCCAACAGCCCUCCCUACGUCUGCUACGUCACGCUGCCUGGGGGAAGCUGCUUUGGGAGUUUCCAGUUUUGCCCUACAAAAGCCGAGGCCCGGCGAAGUGCUGCAAAGAUUGCGUUAAUGAACUCUGUGUUUAACGAGCAUCCGUCCCGAAGAAUUACUGAUGAGUUUAUUGAGAAGAGCGUGUCAGAGGCCCUGGCAUCUUUCAACGGUAACAGAGAGGAAGCCGACAACCCAAAUACAGGGAUUGGUGCUUUCCGCUUCAUGCUGGAAUCCAAUAAGGGCAAGUCGAUGCUGGAGUUCCAGGAGCUCAUGACAGUGUUUCAGCUACUGCACUGGAAUGGCAGCCUUAAGGCCAUGAGGGAAAGGCAGUGCUCUCGCCAGGAGGUGUUGGCUCAUUACUCACAUCGGGCCCUGGAUGAUGAGAUCCGCCACCAAAUGGCUCUGGACUGGGUGAGCCGGGAGCAGGGUGUCCCAGGGGCUCUGUCAAGAGAGCUGGCUUCCACGGAACGGGAGCUGGACGAAGCUCGGCUGGCAGGCAAGGAGCUGCGCUUCCACAAGGAGAAGAAAGAUAUCCUGAUGCUGGCUGCUGGGCAGCUGGGCAACAUGCAUUCCUCCAGCUGCUGAGCACCCGCCCUCUGCUCGCGUGCUCUUCCCGCCCCUGUUUGUAUGUCUCCUUUCUAAGACGUAGGAUGAUUUCUGUAAAUACUUUCUCAAUUUUAUACUUUAAAAUAUAGAUAUAUAUAUAUAUGUGUGUAAAUUCUACACCCAGAUUCCUGUUUGCUAAAAGAUCAGUUUUCUAACUUCCAGUUUGGCAUGUAGUUACCUUUGAAAGGUCACUUUUCCAUUUUUAGGGCUUUUCUGGUUCUUAAACCUUCAGAUUAACUAAGUCAUUAACAUGUACUCUGGAAAGAAGUCAUUUCAGUAGUACAGUACAAUUUGCCAGGUGUUCAUGUUUCUUUCUUUCUUUCUUUCUUUCGUUGGUUUUGGUUUUGGUUUUUCGAGACAGGGUUUCUCUCUGUGUAGCCUUGGCUGUCCUGGACUUGCUUAGUAGACCAGGCUGGCCUGGAACUCACAGCGAUCCUCCUGCCUCUGCCUUCCUGAGUGCUGGUGUUACAGGUGUGAGCCACCACAUCCAGCCGUGUCUCUUUCCUUUAAAAUAGUAGCCAGCUGUGGUGACUUAUAGCUAUAAUGUCUGCGCUCAGGAGUCUGAGGCAGUGUUGCUGUCAGUACGAGGCCAGCCUGGACUCCAUAGUGAGUUCCAGAUC